ACAGUCGCACCCGCGCGCACACGCACAGCCAGCUAGCAGCGGCGACCGCAGCGAUGCUAACAAGCAGGUCGGGGAAGUUUCCCGCCGGCCUCGGCCGCGGGCCCCCGUGCUCGCAGGUGUAGCGCCCCCGCGCGGCACGGGCUUUCGGGCGUCUCCAGCAUGACCCGCCAGAGUCUGUGGGACGUGUCUGAGGCCAACGUCGAAGACGGAGAGAUCCGCAUCAAUGUAGGAGGCUUCAAGAGGCGGCUGCGCUCGCACACCCUGCUGCGCUUCCCUGAGACGCGCCUGGGCCGGCUGCUCCUCUGCCACUCGCGCGAGGCCAUUCUGGAGCUCUGCGAUGACUACGACGAUGUCCAGCGUGAGUUCUACUUCGAUCGCAACCCCGAGCUCUUCCCCUACGUGCUGCAUUUCUACCACACGGGCAAGCUUCAUGUCAUGGCCGAGCUGUGUGUCUUCUCCUUCAGCCAGGAGAUCGAGUACUGGGGCAUAAACGAGUUCUUCAUUGACUCCUGCUGUAGCUACAGCUACCAUGGCCGCAAAGUGGAGCCGGAGCAGGAGAAGUGGGACGAGCAGAGCGACCAAGAAAGCACUACUUCCUCCUUUGAUGAGAUCCUGGCGUUCUACAACGACGCCUCCAAGUUUGACGGGCAGCCGCUGGGCAACUUCCGCAGGCAGCUGUGGCUGGCGCUGGACAACCCUGGCUACUCAGUCUUGAGCAGGGUCUUCAGCAUCUUGUCUAUCCUGGUGGUGUUGGGGUCCAUCAUCACCAUGUGCCUGAAUAGCCUGCCGGAUUUCCAGAUACCUGACAGCCAGGGCAACCCAGGGGAGGACCCCAGGUUCGAAAUUGUAGAGCACUUUGGUAUCGCCUGGUUCACAUUUGAGCUGGUGGCCAGGUUUGCUGUGGCCCCUGACUUCCUCAAAUUUUUUAAGAAUGCCCUCAACCUUAUUGACCUUAUGUCCAUCGUCCCCUUUUACAUCACUUUGGUGGUGAACCUAGUGGUGGAGAGCACACCUACCUUGGCCAACUUGGGCAGAGUGGCCCAGGUCCUGAGGCUGAUGCGGAUUUUCCGCAUCCUAAAGCUGGCUAGACACUCCACUGGCCUCCGCUCCCUGGGGGCCACCCUAAAAUACAGCUACAAAGAAGUCGGGCUGCUUUUGCUCUAUCUCUCUGUGGGGAUUUCCAUCUUCUCCGUCGUGGCCUACACCAUUGAAAAGGAGGAGAACGAGGGCCUGACCACCAUCCCUGCCUGCUGGUGGUGGGCCACCGUCAGCAUGACCACUGUAGGAUAUGGGGAUGUGGUCCCGGGAACUACGGCGGGGAAGUUGACCGCUUCCGCCUGCAUCCUGGCUGGUAUCCUAGUGGUGGUACUGCCCAUCACCUUAAUCUUCAAUAAGUUCUCCCACUUUUACCGGCGCCAAAAGCAACUGGAGAGUGCCAUGCGCAGCUGUGACUUUGGAGAUGGAAUGAAGGAGGUCCCUUCCGUCAAUUUAAGGGACUACUAUGCCCAUAAAGUUAAAUCCCUCAUGGCAAGCCUGACGAAUAUGAGCAGGAGCUCACCGAGUGAACUAAGUUUAAAUGAUUCCCUACAUUAGCCGAGAGGACUUGUCACCCUCAAACCCACACUGCCGGGUUGCAUCUUGUGCCUCCGACACAGUUCGGGCACCUUAGGGUUAUGGCAUAAGGAGUAGGCCCAGCCCCACAGGGGAGAGAUGUAUGGGCUAUGCACCCCAGGUUGCUUCCCCAGCAUUUAGAAUCUUUUUUAGAGGGUGCUGCAUUAGACAUCAUGCCUUUGCACCCUGCUGUGAAAUGAUACUCACUGGUCUUUGCUUCAUGGGCAUAAAAAUGUUCCCCUUUCUGCCAGAUGAGUACCACCCAGAAUGCUAAUUUUUCUGUGUAUCUUGUGCUCUACUCUAGUGCUCGUGACCCAGUACUGUCUUGUGAGUUGUUUGUGCUCUUGUUUCUGAGGUUGUUGUGUGAGUUCUGUCCCAAAAGCCCCCACAGGUCUGUCCGGUGGAAACCCAUCCGAGGGGUCAGCAAGGCUGUGAUGAGAUUUUGCUCAGUCAUAUAAAAACAAAAUCUCAGUUCUUUAUCCAUUGCUUUCAUUUAGUAUUGUUACCAAAACAAAGAAUCCGAAGUGGAGCACACGGGACCGAUGCAAGUCCGUGAGUUGUUUUUACAAAUUAUCUGUAGCAAUGUGGCUAGCAUGGGUACCCCGGUUCACCUUUAGAAUGAUGUACACUAAUGUUCAUCUUGUAAAUGUCACCUUUAGAGAAUGUUACUCUGUUAAACAUGUAGUGAUGACUGAAUUUUUUUUUUUCCCCUAAGAAGAGAAGCAUUAGGGACAGGCCUUCAGCUACACGUAGGCCAAAUCGUGGAAUAUCUGAAGACCCUUCAAAGCCUGGCCUUCAUCUUUCCAAGGGGGGGUCAUAGAGAUAUUUAUUUCUGGCUGAGGUUCCCAGUCUAGGCCAUUUGAUGAAAAUUUGCCGUGUCUUAUAUAUAAGCAUGUUUUUGCAAUAUUUAUUUUUUAAGAUGUUUAGAAAUAAGGUCCUGUUGUCUUUCUCAACUCAACAGAGGUUUACUGUUGUCUUCUCUCCUGGAGGCAAACAUUACUGUGUUGCUAGCAAGAGCAGUAGCUUAGAAACUGUUGCUGGCUCUGGAAGCUCAUAAAAUGAGAGCCCCUUUCUUUCCCAGCAGAAUUUACCUGGAUCAUUUUGCUUCUAGGAUACAGUGGGUUAUAUAUGAUGCUCUCAUUGCCCUGGAGUUCCUGGUAUGACAUGGAAACCUGGCAGUGUGGACGUGCGUGCUCAAAACAGAGACAUGCAUGAGUGACGUCUGAGUGGCUUCCGGGGUGGAAAUAUUGUAGCGCUUACUUCCACUUCAAUGACCUUUUGUCGGGAGAGGGUGGGUUGAGGCCAGAAGCAAGGAGGGAGUUGUAAAACACAACACUGUUACUUCGCAAAAUGUUGUCAAUCACAAACUUCUUGAAAAGCUUACUGCUCCUUAAAAGACUUUUACAUUUUUAUAUUUCCAAACUUGGGUUGAAUGUUGAGAACCCUUUCCUUCUUCACAAUGCCCUCUCUCCUCUUCUUCAGUCAAACUAGCCCACAAUAUGGUGAACGGAACCCGGGGCCCUUCGUAACGUACUUCUCCAGGUAAUUGGGUGGCUCGUUAAUUGGCUUCCAUGAUUGUUUGGGCUUUGGAAAGGGUGCUGAAUCUAGGGGUCUAGGUGAGGCGUUAGGCAGGCUUUUUAUCCAAGGUUUGGGCCUUCUUUACAGAGGUCUAUUUUGUGUCUAUGCUGGUAGAAGGAAACAUAUACCUCAGGGUCUUGUCAAAAGGCUUUGUUACUUAGAGUUGCUGUGGCUUCUACAGAGUGGGCAAUUGGUUGGAGGAAAGCACUGGUCCCUUACACCCUUGAGUCUCCAGGUCAAAUUCUUCCAUGAGACUGGAGCUUCAUGGGGGUGGGGGCUGGGAGGUUGCCUUUCCUAGUGCCUGGUGGUCUAUCAUCCACAUCUCUUUGUAGAUGAAUCAGGAAAGGUGAGAUGACGUGGGGGCAACUGGCUGCCAAUCAGAAGAGCAGGGUUGUUUUUUAGAAUUUGCAUGUGGUGCACAUGGAGCCCUAGGUUUAGCUCAUGUUUCCAGCACUGGAUGGCAGAGAAUUUAUGAGAUUAUCUCCAGUUGCACUAUGGGCCAGCAAGGGUACAAACUUGUGGGGACUAUUCAGUUUGGCAAGGAUCAGGGUUCUCAGGUCACUGAGCAUGGUAGUUUGUGAUAAGCUGAAACAAAGAGAGGAGGCAGAAUAACUCAGUCAUUCUGAUGAGUAUUUUUCUCAACAGGCAGAUUUUACCACCAAAAAAAGAGAUAACCCCUAGUGGUUACUCUUCGCCAAUACGAAAGCUAGAAAACUUGACUUUCCAUUUUAGUAAUGACUUGCAUUUAUUUGGUGCCUUUCCUUGGGGGAAUCCCAAAGUGCUUUAGAGACUGUCUUUUUAACAUCUCUUGUACAUAUUUAUACACUUGUAUACAAUAUAAACUUUGGUCACUUCUCAGAGUGAGAAGUUGCUAAUAGCAAUGACUUCUCCAAGUGGUGGUUUCAGAUCAGAGGGAGAAAGAACAACUCAGCUGGCUUGAACCCUGGAGUUAAUUCCCACAAAGGAUGGUGCCUGAAAGUGGCCUAGGGAGGAACAACCUUCCUUUCCUUCAAAGUACCAUCAAGGUAUGGAGUUUCCAAGCUCUCUGUUGGGCUCUGUCCAGGUGACAUCUUACGUGGCAGGGUCUUCUGGUCUCUGAAACCAGUCAGGGAGGAUCAGGUUAAUUUUAUGUUCUGUUUCUGGAGUUAAGAAUACAGUUAUGAGGUGAUAUCUUUGGCCACCAGGCUGUCAGAGUGACCCAUAAACCUCCUUUAGGGGGCACAAUAGAAGCUUCAGAUCAUUUAUUUCCAGCUGUGGGUUCAGAGCCUCUUCAUUCCCAGCAUUGAAAGGUUGUUAUUUUCAAUGCCACUGGGACACAUGUACGGACCAGGCCCUUCUGACAACAUACAUGAGGAGCAUUUCAAAAGUGCCAGUUGGAAGUGACCCUGUGUCUUUAAUGCAUGGACAUUGGUUAUAUAUUUGUGUUUUCUGCCCAAAUGCCCUCAUUUCCUGGGUUUGCUCUUGAGGAGGGCGUGUUGUAAUGCUGAGCUGAUUCGUAGCUCCUAAGGUAGUAAUUGGUAUUUAACAUUUGGAUCUGUUAUUUCUACUUCUCUUAGUACUCAGAUAAUUGAACUACCUGCUAAUUCUCGCCUCAUUUCCAAGAAAAUGAUUUGUUCUGCACUUUGGGAUAGCAGUGAUCUGUACAAGCUGUGUGUUAUCUACUUGAAGGCUUAACUGGUAUUUCUUAUAUGUUUUAACAGCAUGACUUGUUACAGAGUUGUAAUUUGCAAAAUUGAGAACGCUGUAUUUGCUAUGUCAGUUUCAACACUCAUUAACACACUACUGUGCAAGCAUUGACAUGGGCCCUGCUGAACCAUUAUGUCUGGUGGCUGCCCUAGCGGUCUCCACGGCUCGACUCGGGGAUGGGGAAGAACAGUGACCCACUCAGGACUCCAGCCUCGAAGAUUAAAUAGAAAAAGAUUAUUUAUGUGUCCUUAAGGCACUUCAAUUACGUAUGGGGUGGCAAACACAACAGGGGUGUGCAGCAUUGGGGACCAGAGUUCUGGGGAAAGACUGGGCUUUUUGAGGAUUUGUUGGGAAGGAAGAGCUGUUAUUUAUUCUUUGCUGGCAUACAGAGGUGGCCAUCAUUCACCAGGAUCUAGAGCCUCCAGCCUGAUUUGUAGAAAGGAUGGUCAUUUAUUCUUGGAACCCUGGUGGAACAGACAGCCCUUGCAGGAUUUUCCCCUUCCACACUGCCUUGCUCAGCACCACUGAUGGGGCCCACCAGUGCCAAUGCACCCCCUCCAGGUGUCAUUGUCCCCACUGCAGUGGUACCUCCCUGACAGUAACUUGGGUCUGGGGUCUGCUGAGUGCUCUGGUUGUUUUGGUGUGAAAACUGCUGGGGGAUACACAGAACCAGGAUGAGACCAUGAGCUAUAGUAAAGGCCAUAUCUGUAGGGAAGUCACUGAGCUCUACUCACAGUUUUGCCUUCAAUUCUGUGAUUUUACACAUCAUUUGGUCUCUCUGAGCCUCACACCACCACCCCCCACCCUUGCUGUAAAACGAGAAGGUUGGAUUAGAUCAUCCUUAAAGCCCAGCCAGUUAGUUCUCCAUCUCAAUGCAAAAACAGAAUUUCCGCAGGGCCCCCUGCAUUCCCAGUAGAGCAGUGAGCAGGUCCUGAUAGCCUGAAGCACAGCGGACGAUUUCAUUUCUCUCUUCAUUUCUCCCUUCAGUAGUCAACCACGAUAGACAACACUUCCAGGGACAAGGACACCAGAGAGAUGUUUGGACUGGCGUCUGUGUCAGGUGACUGGAGUUCUAACGUGACUGACAAGCAUCUCCUUUGGGCUUGAAACUGUUUAUACGCCUAAUCCAAAUUCCUGUUAUUAAAAAAAAUCACUGGACAUAGAGGAAAAUCACAUUGAUCCCAUUUGGCUUCAUGACUCUUGGCCACUUAUGUGUGUUUUUUUUGUGAAACGGGGUGGAGGAUCCACCUGUACUACCUGUACUACCUGUACUAAGUACUAUACCUGUACCACCUGUACUAAGGGGUCCUGGGCCCCUGCGGGGAACUAGGGCUUAUGGAUCACCCCUACCCCACAUUUAUUUCUCACUGAGGAGCAGUGGCAGAACAGUGGGCAACAGGCUGUGUGAACCAGCCUCCCAUCUCUCAGGGGCUGAGGGAGGGGCUGUGGGACCCUCGAGCAGCACUGAGAAGGUGCUGGAGGUCCCCAGAACCUUUGCAUCCCACCACGUGGGGUGGAGUGCAUGUCUCCCCUCCUGCAGGCAUAGAAAUGUGUGUGUUCAGGCAUAUUCUGGGGCCAGGAUGCCUUGCAUAUUUUUUUUAAAGAUUAUUUAUUUAUUUAUUCAUUUACUUAUUUGACAGAGAUCACAAGUAGGCAGAGAAGUAGGAUGUGGGGUGGGGAAGCAGGCUCCCUGCUGAGCAGAGAGCCCAGUGUGGGGCUCAAACCCAGGACCCUGGGAUCAUGACCUGAGCCAAAGGCAGAGGCUUUAACUCACUGAACCACCCAGGUGUCCCUGCCUUGUAAACAAACACCUCCUCUUGAGGGCAGAGCUUAAAUACUGUGCUUACAUGCUUAUUAUCUCUUCUUAUUUUUAGGAGGACUCUUAACUAGCAUUUCUACCCAAGGACCUUGUCUGGGUUUUACAGCCAAUUGAUAGUGUAGGCCUACAGAUUGGCAAGGUUUUCUUCCUUCUGUGACCUCAUUUGUCAAUCUUAUCCACCUGGCUAAAUUCUCCAAAGCAAAUUAUUGUCUUUGGAUAACAAGCUGAUGCUUUUAGUUGGACGUAGAUACAAAUGCUUCAAAGAUGUGGCCCAGGGGAAAGAGAUACAACAGAGGAAAAGGGGCAGGCGUCCUUGGAGCUGGUGUAAUCUCCCACAGAAGGAAGAAGGAGUAGAAAGAAGCCAGGAAAAAAAAAAGAGGAAAAACAAAAGGGGCUACAGAAGGAGAAAGUGAAGGAAAGAAAAGACAGAAGACUGAAGGGAAAGAGCAGACAGAAGCAGGGAGAAUAGGAGAAGCUAAGUUUGAUGAAGUUAUUGUAGGCCUUCCCUUGAAUUCAUUUUAUUCCCAUUUAACGUAGUCUGUUCUUAGCAUGCCAGUGGCCUCCUGGGAGGACCUACGCUGGAGUCUAGUCCCACCCCUGUCUACCGUGCCUCCAUCAAAGGGCUGCACGGUCUGGUAAAACAGAGACCUGAAAGCUACAAAAAGCCUACUGAACGAAGGGGAGUGAGGGGAGUGAGUAGACAAGGAAAGGAGCAGUAAAUGUAUCCUUCUGAAGGUGGGACUUCUGGGGUGCGAAUGGAAAGAGUGCCAGGCGUUGGCCAGACAGAGGUGGCCAAGGGAGUUUGAGAUAGAAAGAUGGGGGAAGGGGAAGGAAGAAAGCUCCCUGCCACAUGCGGCCAGCAUGGUGGUAAACUUGGAAGCCAGAGCAGCUAAACAGAAGUGUGGUGCGAACCAGUCUCGUGCGAACCCCCCACCUCCCCGAAAGGAGCUUGAGCUUCAUUCUUCAGUCACUAGGGUAGGACAUCUGACCAAAUCAGUGUUGUCAGAACAUGACUCUGACAGCGGCUGGGAGGUAUGGAUGGGGCCAGGAGACCUAUUUGAGGUCAGACAUGAAGAGAGUGGUCUGGACAGGAAGGGGCAGAGCAGGUUGCUGGGGUGGAUGUGGUCAAGGUCAGGGACCUUGAGGAAGAGGGAGGGUGAGAUAGCUGGGUGUCUGGCUUGGUUGGUGACAGGGUCGAUGGUGGCGCCACUAGGAGAGAUAGGAAUCCUUGGAUCUGUCCCUGAGGUUCAUAGGUGUUGCCUGAGUGCCUGUGUCCCGCACAGAUGGGGUAAAGGUGGGAGGUCAGGGGUGGGGAGGGGGGGUUGCCAAGGGGAGCCUGGGACAGGACUCCUUCACUGAGAGGUUGAGGUUGAGGCAGCACAGGAGGUGCUGGGAGAGGUGUGGGUGAGACAGCCCAGGAAGGGCAGUGAGAAGAUCAGAAGAAAGGAAAGUCCCUGCACCAGACCUGCCACAGGGAUAAGUGAGGAUCCCUACCUUGCUUUCCUCUGUGCUCCUCUUCUAGCUGCCCUUCUAGUUCCCCUCUCCCCUGAGACACUCCCAGUGGCUGAUCUCUGCUACCAGCCUCAGCUGUCCUCUUCCUUCCUCUCCUUGUUUUAUCCCUGCGAUCGGCGUCUGUUCCUCCCACUCUCUCCAAACUGCUCUUUUAAAGAUCACCAGUGCUUUCCUGAUAGUUAAAUUUGGUGGCCUUUCCUCAGCUCUCAGGCUCUUCCAUCCAGAUUCUGUCCCCACAGGCCAACCUCUAAGUUCUUUGUACUCCCUCCUCUGUUACUUUUUGGAUCCUGCUCAUAGCUGGUUCUCCCAAGGGCUCUGCUUCUUCCUCUCCCAUUCCCACUGGGUCUUGGUCCUCCUUCUGACCCUCAUCCUGCAUGUCCCCCCACAGCUCUGAUCUUAGCAGCCUAAAGCACACCUGAGCCAAGCAGCAGCCUCCACUAGUGUGCACGUCUUACACGUCUCCAUGCCUGACCCUACAUCACUUCUGAGCCCCAGGCAUGCUGCACCCACAUUUGGGUGUCACUUUGUCUGAAACUGGACUUCUCACCAUCACACAAGCUCACUCUUCCUUCCACCUGCCCCCUCACAUCUGGCCAUGGAGACAUGGCGCUCUCAGCCACCCAGGUUGGAAUUUUAGUCAUCCUCCAGUCAUCUCCACUUACUUAGACAUUUUCUCACCAUAGCAGUCAUUUCUUGACAUCUGACUAAUUGCCAAGCACCAUAUUAGAUGGGAGGGAAGGAAAUGCAAAAGGCAUUGCUUACAGCCCUUUAUAUCCACUUUAUUGUGCACUGGAAUCAUCUGGGGAGCUUUCAACAAAGUAGAUUUCUGGGCAUCACUCUGUCAAAUCAGACUCUUGG
Messenger RNA from Mustela lutreola (European mink), 9064 nucleotides. RefSeq names its product potassium voltage-gated channel modifier subfamily S member 2 (gene KCNS2). Lineage: Eukaryota; Metazoa; Chordata; Mammalia; Carnivora; Mustelidae. Bases 160 to 1593 code for a protein of 477 amino acids. The record is from RefSeq and is a predicted model, not a curated record. Gene Ontology annotation, cellular component: membrane; voltage-gated potassium channel complex. Gene Ontology annotation, biological process: regulation of delayed rectifier potassium channel activity; protein homooligomerization; potassium ion transmembrane transport. Gene Ontology annotation, molecular function: protein binding; voltage-gated potassium channel activity. The transcript is spliced from 2 exons.